Haemorhous mexicanus (house finch) is the source of this 8111-nucleotide messenger RNA. RefSeq names its product RAB44, member RAS oncogene family (gene RAB44). The record is from RefSeq and is a predicted model, not a curated record. Gene Ontology annotation, molecular function: GTP binding; GTPase activity; calcium ion binding. NCBI's taxonomy places the organism in Eukaryota, Metazoa, Chordata, Aves, Passeriformes, Fringillidae. The transcript is spliced from 16 exons. Bases 491 to 6736 code for a protein of 2081 amino acids.
UGUCAUUGGUAGGAUGUUGUAAUCCGGGGACUAUAGAUAAUCUUGUAUUUUGGCUUAUUUGGUGUUUUAAAAUAACAUUUGCUGUUUGUCUGCUGUUCUUGCCCCUGCUCCAACCCCCCCCAGCCUCAGACCAUGGCAAACCAGGAAAGGAGAGACUUCGCUGCCCUUCCUGAUGGCACUGGCAGUGCCUUUGCAGAGCUGCCUUGGGACCUGGGGACUCUGGGGACACCGUGACCCUCUGGAUGGCUCCUUCCUCACCCCACUUGCAAGGCAGCAAACAGGAAACGUGUGAGCACCGGCAGUUGGUGUCACCCAGAGCGGAAGGUGCCUUGAGUAAGAGAUGAGAGCGGGGGCAGCUCUGUCCCUCUGAGCUGGGGAGCCCCUCAGGCCCGUGUGCCCCACACUGAGCAUCCCUCGUGGGGAGGGCUGGAGCAAAGGUGUCCAGCGAGGGCAGGGCGGGCCGGGUGUCCCCUCCAGGCCAGGCCAGGCCAUGGCUGAGCGCCGGGCGGGCGCCAAGGGCCGGCGCUUGGGCUCCAGCCGGCGCAAGCAGCUGCAGGAGGGCCCUGGGCAGGCACCAGCACCAGCACCCGGCCCCAGUGAGGAGCCACCAUGGGCAUCUGAAAUAGUGCAGAGGGUGCAGCACCUGCUCAGCGCCAGGGACACGGAGCAGGCAGGAGUUGUCACCCGCUCGGACAUGCAGAAGCUGCAGGAGGAAGGUUUGCCGUGCAGCAGGGAGGAGCUGGAGCUGGUGUUCGAUGGGCUGGAUGCCGCUGGCACCGGGCGCUUGGGCACAGAGGAGUUCACAGCAGGGCUCCGGCAGUUCCUGAGCUCCCAAAACGCUGCCAGGGAGCACCGGCGGAGGAAGACGGCGUCGCGGAGGGUGCGGCUGGUGCUGCCCAGCCCGGCACUGCCAGGGGGGCCCAGCGAGGAGAGCAGGCACUUUGCUGCCUUCAUGGAGCAGCUGGGCACAGACAACCCCUCUGAGGAACAGGAGAUCUGGCAGCUCUGGGUGAAGCUCCGGCAGGACGAGCCCCAGCUGCUGGACAACCUGGAGGGCUUCCUGGCCAAGAUGAGGCAGCGCAUCCAAGAAGCCAGGAGCGAGAAGGAGGCUCUGGAGCUGACUCUGAACAAGCGUGUGGCCGAGCACGACAAGGACGUGCAGCAGCUCUGCGAGGCCCUGGAGCAGCAGAUCCAGCAGGAGCAGCUGCGGCUGCAGCAGCAGAGCAUGGCCCGGAGCCAGCAGCAGGGCGAGGAGCUGCAGCGAGUGCUGGACGCCAGCGAGAGGGAGGUGCAGCGCUUGGUCAAGGCGCAGACGGAGCUGGAGCAGCGCUGCCGCAGCCUCCAGAGCUCCCAGCAAGUGGCCAGCAUGGAAAACCAGCAGCUGCAGGAGAGCAACCGGGCCCUGCAGCAGCACCUGCAGCACCUGCACCAGCAGCUGCAGCACACCCAGGGCCACCUGAGGACAAUGAGGGCUACAGUGGCUUGGGAGCACAUGGGGGAGCCCGGGGACAGAGUGGUGGCAGAGUUACCCAUCGAGGUGCCAAUGUCCCCACAGCUGAGUCCUGGGAAGAGCGAGAAGUUCCGCUCGGAGAUGCGGAUCAGGCUGGGAUCCCAGAGCAGCGAGAGCAAAGCCACGAGCACCCACCAAGUGGUUUGGGAAAUGCUGCCAGCAGAAACAAACCUUUCAGGAGCCCCACGGAAAGCAAGCUCUGCAGAAGAGGACCCCUUCCCAGAACCUUUGAAAGAGGAAGGUGUCUCUGACCAAAGCUCUUUGCUAAGAGAGAUGAAUGAUGCAAUAGCAGCUCUGAGCAAACAUCUGAAGGCACAGGCACUGGGUGCAGCCCCUGCCCUGGCAGACACUGCCUGUCACCCCUGGGACAAUGCUGAGCCCCAAACGGGGCCAGAGGCAGCCACAGCCCAUGAAACAACGCCUGGGGUCCUGCAGGAGACCCUCCCUGGCCACAUCCAUCAGGAGCUGCUGGAAGGAGACCUGCAGGAGGGACCAGGCACAGCUGAGCUUCGUGCUCCGGAUGUGACACAGGCUGGUGCGUCUGCAGGAGCUGGGCACUGCACGGCUCAGGAGCCAGAGGCAGAGCAGGGAGAGAGCCCAGAGGAGGCACAGAGGAUGUUAUUCCAGCAAGGAAAGGGAGCUGGUGUGGAGGAGAUGGUGCUGAAGGUGGCUGAGCAUCUGGGAGACAGCAUGGAGGCAGGAGAGCAGGUCCUGAUGGAGGUGGAAGGAGCAGGGUGGCUGCAGGGAACAGCUUGGGCAAAACCACAGCUCCUGGGAGAAGCUGAGGAAGUGGAGAUAAGCCAGAGAGAAGAUUUGGAGGCAGGUCUGUGGCCACCUGAGGCUGGGCAGGAAGGUGUAGCAGUGGGACAGUGCCUUGCCAUGGAUGAGCAGCAGCCAGGGAGGAUGCUGGGGGUGCAGGCCCCAGGCACAGAGCUGCAGGAACGGGCUGACCCCGCAUCAGGGCUCCCUGGGAAACUGGAAACUGAGCUGGGAGAGCACCUGGAGCCACAGCCACCAUCCUGGGGUGAGGCACAAGUGGGAGCAGCCCAUGGGGGUGGUGUCCCUGAGGUGACAGUGGCUCCAGGCCCAGGAGUGCUGGAUGAGGAGCGUGCCAGGACAGAGGUGCAGCCCCAGGGAGAGACCACGGACUCCAAAGUGCUGGAGGUGCUGCCAGCCCAAGCUGAGCGUGCAGGGAGCAGCAGAGCCGGGGGCGAGGAAGAGGAGGAGGAGGAGGAAGCAGAGCCCAGGGAGGCAGAGCAGCAGCUGCAGGGUGAGUGUGCCAGGGGAGGUGCAGGGUGGAGAGGGAGCGUGGGCUCUCUGGAGCCACUGGCAGCGGCUGUGCCACCCACCCACGGGCAGGGAGGAGGUGGAACAGAUGUGGAACUGAUGGAGGCCCCCAGCAGCACCAACAUGGAGCUGCUGGCAGAGGUGGAAGCAGAUCUGCAGGUCUGGAUUGAGGCUGGAUCUCCAGGGACACAGCAGGGAGGGGGUGUGGAUCCAGGUGUGCAGCUGGAGAAGGAUAAACCAGAGGUAGGGCUGGGAGAAGAAAUGGGGGCUGCUGCAGUGCACAGUGAGGGUCCUUCCCCUGCAGAAACACCUGUGGGCAGCCCGGAUGUGUGUGGGCUGUUCCCAGGUACGUCUCAGGCACUGGUGGAGGCAGAUCUGCAGCUCUCUGUGGAUCUCAGCCCAGAAAACCCCCAGGGAGGGAAGGGGGAAAGAGCUGUUCAGCUCCCAGAGAACGGGGAAGAGGAUGGGGCAAAAGGACAGGUUGAGCAGGGGCUGCCACAUGAGCCAGUGCCUCAUCCCAGUGCAGUGCCCUUCGGUCAGGGGCAGGGGGCUGGUGCAGGGCUAGAGCUAAGGGAGAAUGCUGAAAGCCUGGACACUACUGAGGAGCAGAGCACUGGUGCCAAUGUGCAGCUGAUUGCAGAGGGGGAUGAGCUCAGACUGACCCCAGCAGGGAGCACAGAGGCAGAUCUGCAGCUCAUGGCUGGAUCCUCAGGGACAGAGCAGGGAGGGGGUGUGGAUCCAGAUGUGCAUCCCCUGGACCAGGGGGAUAAAGAAGAGUUUUUGGAAAGGAAGGCAGAGGAUGCCCAGGAAGAUACGGUGUUCCAUGAGGGUCUGAGCCCAGGGGCUCCAUGGGGAGGGGAGGGUGAAAGAGCUGUUCAUCUGGAGGAGGAGGAGGAUGGGGCACAAGGACAGGGUGAGGAUGGGCUGUCACACGAGCCUGAGCUUGAUCUGCAUGGGUCAGGAGUCGAGCACGGUGAAGGAGCUGGUGAAGACAUGCAAGCACAGGAAGAGUCUGAAAGCCUGGACACUACUGAGGAGCAGAGCACUGGUGCCAAUGUGCAGCUGAUUGCAGAGGGGGAUGAGCUCAAAUCAGCCUCUGGAGAAAGCACAGAGGCAGAUCUGCAGCCCUUAAGCCAGACUGACUCCAUGGGGACAGAGCAGGGAGGGAAUGUGGCUCCAGAUGUGCAGCCCCUGGAUCAGGGGGAUAAAGCAGAGGUAGUGGAAAGGGAGGCAGAGGACUCCUGGACAGACACUCAGCUGUGUGUGACUGCCAGCCCAGAAACUCCCCAGGGAGUGGAGCACUGUGCAGCUGUGCAGCCCAGGGAUGGGGCUGGGGAUGGGGGACAAGGACAGGGUGGGAGUGGACAGAUGCAGGAGCUGGUGCCUGACCCAUCCGGAGUGACCAUCAGACAGAGAAGGGGGACAGAGGCAGGUGUGCAGCCAGUGGAGGAGGCUGAAAGCCUGGACACAGUGGAAAAUCAGAGCAGUGGUGCCAAUGUGCAGCUGAUUGCAGAGGGGGAUGAGCUCAGACUGAGCCCAGCAGGGAGCACAGAGGCAGAUCUGCAGCUCAUGGCUGGAUCCUCAGGGACAGAGCAGGGAGGGGGUGUGGAUUCAGAGGUGCAUCCCCUGGAUCAGGGGGAUAAAGCAGAGUUAGUGGAAGGGGAGGCAGAGGAUGCCCAGGCAGAUCUGCAGCUGUCAGAGGGUCUCAGCUCAGGAGUCCCACAGGGAGGAGAAAUUGGAACAAAUGCUAAAAUUGAGGAGAAGGAUGAUGAGGCACAAGGACAAGGUGAGGAUGAGCUGCCACAGGAGCCUGAGCUUGAUCUGCAGGGAUCAGGGGUCAGGCAGGGAGGGGAGGCUGAUGAAGACAUGCAAGCACAGGAAGAGUCUGAAAGCCUGGACACUACUGAGGAGCAGAGCAGUGGUGCCAAUGUGCAGCUGAUUGCAGAGGGGGGUGAGCUCAGACUGAGCCCAGCAGGGAGCACAGAGGCAGAUCUGCAGCCCUUGGGUGAGGCUGGAUCCUCAGGGACAGAGCAGGGAGGGAGUGUGGAUUCAGAGGUGCAUCCCCUGGAUCAGGGGGAUAAAGCAGAGGUAGUGGAAGGGGAGGCAGAGGAUGCCCAGGCAGAUCUGCAGCUGUCAGAGGGUCUCAGCUCAGGGGCUCCUUGGAGAGGGGAGUGGGGAAGAGCCCUUCAGAAUGAGGAGGAUGAGGAGGGUGGGGCAGAAGUACCAGGUGAGAAUGGGCUGCCACAGGAGUCUGUGCUUGCUCCAGAAGGAGCAGGAGGCCGACAGGGAGAAGGGGCUGGUGCAGGAGCACAGCCACAGGAGGAGACUGAAAGGCUGCACACACUGGAGGCCCAGAGCACUGAUGCUGCUGUGCAGCUGUUCAGAGAUGAGCAGAUGCCCCAGUCAGGCUCAGGAGGGAGCACAGAGGCAGAUCUGACACCUCUGGGUGUAGCUGGGUUGUGGGAAGGGGAGCAGGGCCUGACUCCAGGUUUGGAGGCAGUUCUGGGUGCAUCUCCCACUGCAAACCCAUGGGAAGGAGCUGCUGCUGCAGAUGUGCCCCCGCCAACUGAGGCUGCUUUGUGUCCUGAGCCUGCCACUGCUGCAGAGGGCCCUGGUCUGGAAGCAAAACUGGGAGCAUGCAUUGGUCCUGAGGGGCAGAUUCUGGAGGCACAGGAAUUACUGCAGGGAGAGAGGGCUCCUGCAGAGGGGAAGCCUCUGGAUGGAGCUCAUGGUCUGGAAGUGGCACAGGGAGAGAUGCUGGAGGCAGGGGUGAGGAAUGAAGUGAAAACUCAGGGUCUAGGACUAAACCAGGGCCAUGAUGAUGCUGAGUUGGCCUCCCUGGUCUCCGAGGUGCUGUCACAACUCAGCCCCCAAAAGCUGGAAACGAUGAUGCAGGAGGAUGUUCUCAUUCCAGAUGUGUGGCGGCUUUGUGCUCCGGGACAGGCAGCCCAAAGGGAGCUUCAGGAGCAGGUUUCAGCACAGGGACAUGAGGGGAGGCUUCACACGGUGGCCCAACAGCCAGAGGGGGAGACACCACCCACGAGGGAACCGGAGCACACGGCUGCUGGACCUGCUGAGCAUCUGAAGCAAGAGGUGCCACCAGCAUCACCACUGCACACAGCUGUGCAACCAGGACAUGCUGGCAGUGAUCAGCUGGGGGUGGUCCUCAGAGAAAACUCACUGGGGCAAAGGCAGCUCUUGGGAGAACAGAGCAAAGGCAUCAGUGUUGGUCAACGAGAGAAGAUGCAAGAGUUUGGUCAGAAAAUGAGCCAGGAAGGUGAGCCCAGCUCAGGAGAGCCAGGGGCUGUGACUGCAGGUGGGGCAGGAGCUGCUCCACAGGGUUGUCCUAAAGCUGCCCUGGACCCAGACCACCUGUACAACGUGCUGUUUGUUGGGGACUCCCACGUGGGCAAAACGUCGUUCCUGUACCGUUUGCACGCUGACACCUUCAAUCCUCACCUCACAGCCACAGUGGGACUGGAUUACCAGAUCAAAACCCUCGUUGUGGAUAACAAGUGCUUUGCUCUCCGCCUGUGGGACUCAGCUGGUCAGGAAAGGUACCGCAGCAUGACCAAGCAGUUCUUCCGGAAGGCGGACGGGGUGGUGCUGAUGUACGACAUCACCUCCGAGUGCUCCUUCUCCGACGUGCGCUACUGGCUCAGCUGCAUCCAGGAAGGAGCAGAGGAUGGAGUUGCUGUUCUGCUUCUUGGGAACAAAACUGACUGUGCUGCCCAGAGACAGGUCCCUACAAAGGAGGGUGAAUGCCUGGCCAAGGAGCACCAGCUCAUGUUUUACGAGUGCAGCGCUGCCUCAGGCCACAAUGUCUUUGAGUCCAUGGUCAGCUUCACCAGGCUGCUCAAAGUUCGUGAAGAUGAAUUGAAAAAUAAAGCAGAAGAGGUACCAAAGGCCCCUCAGAAGAAAAAGGGCUGCUGCUGGUGAUGGAGACACACCCCACACUCUGAUCUGAAACUGCACUAACAGCAACAGCCAGAAAAGCAUAAAAAUAGUCCUUGGACACCUUCUCUUUUCCUGUGUGUCUUCCUUGCCUGAUCUUCCUUGGAUGCUGAGAGCAAAAGCUGCUGUGGGGCACCCCCUGUCAAUCCCCCAGAGCACACCAGCCCUCCCAAAUACUUCUCAGGGAACUUUACCACUUUCUUUUGGAGACCAAAAACAGGCCAAGAAAAGAGGCAGAAAAGGAACCCAGCUGGGUCUGAGAUGCUGCAAUGAUACUGGAAGCAGCAGGGAGUAAACCCAAGCCUUGGGAGAGAAGAAAUGAAAACCUGAAGCCGUCCAAGUGUAUAAACCAAGGGGGUUUAGUGCUGUUGGUGCUCUGGGCUGUGGGGACUUCUCCUCUGGCUUUGCAAUCUGAUUGGAUUGGAUCAGGAGCAAUGAGAUAUUCAAUAUAUUCUAAAUGCCCUUAAAUCUCUCCAAUGACACGAGGUAAAGCUAAUUUUUCCCUUCCGUGGUUUAUCCUACCAGUGAGCAGUGAUGGGGCUUGACAGAAACUACUGAAUAUUUUGCUCAAAAUAAAUUCAAAACCCCCAAGAGAGAGUCCAGGACAAGAAGAAGAUAAAUGCUUGCAAGAUGUUUCUUUCAUUGUGUUGUCCCCAGAGCAGAAUUCUGGAUUAUUGCAACAAAUUUCAGGCUGGGCAGAGAAGAAUGAGCUGCUGCAUCCUGCCCUUCUGCUCUUUGUGAAGUGCUGAAUUGGUUUUAAAUCCAGCUUGAAAAAUCUAAAUAGGCACAUGUCACAAUUUCAAGGUGUUUUUUUUUUAAUCUUUUCACAGCUUAAUUGAACUAUAUUUUUGCAUAAAAAAGACAUACAGUCUAAAUAAAUAAGAAUACUAGUGCUAUAUUUUCGUAUUUUAUAUGCUCCAUGUAAAUUCCCAGCAGUUCAACAGGUGUGUUUAAAGACUCUGCUUAUGUACAGAGUUUGCAGAAAUCAUUCUGCCUAGCUGGGUUUGCUUUUUGUUGCCAUUAUUAUUUAUAUGUACAUAAUGGCAAAGCAUAAUAGGAGCCAGUUUGUGCUUUAGAAAAAUUGAGUGACAACAGGAGUUGGGCUUCUAGCAACUAUUUAUUUCACAUAUAAUUAUAUAUAUUUUAUAUCUAUCAGCUUCACCAGCCAGGGUCCAACUUUGCAGUGACUCUGGAAUUUCAGAGUCUUUUAGGGAUGAUUUAUUUCUCCUGCACACCACAAUUUAUCACUCCAGUGCCUCUGUAUCCUAAGUCUCCAUCCCCUGUGUCUCCCCUCAGCCUACCUCAAGGCAUUUUCCUUUGGCCCCAUCAAUAAAACACUUUAUUUUCUUUGUGCAAUAUA